Molecule: messenger RNA, 528 nt
Organism: Cicer arietinum (chickpea)
Lineage: Eukaryota; Viridiplantae; Streptophyta; Magnoliopsida; Fabales; Fabaceae
Source: RefSeq, a predicted model, not a curated record
AUGAAUUUCAUGUAUGAAGGUUGUCAACUAAAUUUGGCAUACUUUGUGAAAUCUGUCAUGUUUGAAUCCCAAGAGGCAAUUGGAUUACCAUAUGCAAAGGAAGUUUCCCAAAUUUUGGAACACUUUGGGGUGGACUUCUCAGAUGAAGUCAUGUAUACACCCGCAAAAGAAAAUAUGUUGGAUAUGGGCGUCCUGCCUAGCAUGUGGAUAGUAUGGAAUGAGCAACUUGAAUCUUUUGUGCAUAAAGGUGAUUAUGAUCAACCAUCUGAUGCUGCUCAAGAAUACACUGUUGGACCCUCAAAUGCUGCUGCCCAGGCUGAUGAAGAUGUUGUUACAGGGUAUAUGAAGAAGUCUAGAACACUUCACUACAUGGCAGCAAAAAGGGUUUUGAGACACAUUAAAGAAACCAAUGAACUUGGACUGUUAUAUCCCAAAAAUUCGAAUGGAAAUGAAGCUGAACUGGCUGACUUCAUUGAUGUUGACUGGUGUGGAGAUAAAGAUGAAAGGAAGAGCACCACAGGCUAUUAA